AGGAAAACAUCAUGUCUCAAAUGCAUAAAAUAGCACAAAAUGUAUGCCGUUUCCUAUGGUGGAUCGAUUUGAUCCAUGAUCGACCUCUAGGGCUGCUUAAGAAAAGCGUGCACGCGACAUUAUCUUGACUAGGUGAACCUGGAUCGAAUUAGCGGGACUGCGUGAACUUCAAUUACCUUUUAUGAAACCGUUUUAGCCCAAACUCAUUUGUUAGGUUAAUUCAAGUCAGGUUUUGGAGUUUAAUCCUCGCUUUUCUUAGCAUCUUUUAUGAAACAGCCCUCAGGUCUUCACUGAGAGAUGUUUGUUUCUGUUUCGUUUUGAUUGGAGCUUGAAUUAGUGUCGGUGCUGAACGAACAUCAGUGAGUUUGACGUCAGUGAAGGAAGAUUGCAUCCGUUUUGCAUCUGUUUGUGCAUCAGCAUUGUGACACAAUAGAUGAGAUGGAAGAAGAUAAGCUGAAACACAAGGAAGUCCAGAUGAGCAGCAGCGCUCACACUGGAGUCAGUGUUGAUCUGAAUGCUCAGACGGGAGCAGCUGUAAAUGCUUCUGUACUCGCUGGAAACACCAUCACAGGACCAGUGAACAUCUACAACACUGCAGGACCACAGAAUAUCACAGAUAAACACACAGAAAAGCCAGUGGACUUGAUUAUAAAAAAAUUCUUGGGAACUCACAAAACAGACAUGAAGAAGAAAGCAGAGCGUAUUUUUGAAGGCAAGAAAGAAAAUGAAGCAGAUCUCAAGGCUGUUUACACAGAACUGUUCAUCACAGAGGGAGAUAUGAAAGAUGUCAAUCAGGAACAUGAGAUUCUGAAGAUUGAUGAUGCUUUCAAGAAAAAACCAACACAGGACAAACCAAUCAAAUGCAAUGAUAUAUUUACUGAACUGAGGAAAAACAAUGAGGAAAAGAUUGUGUUGACCAAAGGAGUCGCUGGCAUUGGAAAAACUGUCUCUGUGCACAAGUUCAUCCUGGACUGGGCAGAAGAAACAGCCAAUCAGGAUAUACACUGUGUGUUCCUGCUUCCAUUCCGAGAGAUUAACAGCAUUAAAGACAGAGAGUUCAAUCUCCAUGAGUUUCUGCUGAAAUUUUAUCCUCAAUUGAAGGACCUGGAAAAAUCAGAGUUAUAUAAGAAAUGCAAACUUGCUUUUAUAUUUGAUGGACUUGAUGAGAGUCGUCUGCCUUUGAAUUUUGAAAGCGUAAUAUUGAACAAUGUUGAGGAAAGAUCACCUGUAGAUGUGCUGUUCACAAGUCUGGUCAAAGGAAAGCUGCUUCCAUCAGCUCUCGUCUGGGUGACCUCACGACCAGCAGCAGCCAAUCAGAUCCCUCCUGAGUAUGUGGGUUUGUUCACUGAGGUGCAAGGAUUCACUGACCAACAGAAGGAGGAGUACUUCAGAAAGAGAAUCACGGAUGAGACUCAGGCCUCCAGAAUCAUCUCACACAUUAAGACGUCUCGUAGUCUCUACAUCAUGUGUCACAUUCCUGUGUUCUGCUGGAUCACGGCCACAGUACUUCAGAAUAUUCUCAUCAAGAACAACACUGAGAACAUCAGCACAACACUCACUGAAAUGUACAGUCACUUCCUACUGAUACAGAUGAACAUCAAGAGCCAGAAAUAUGACAGAAAAACAGAGAGACAACGUACAAAGCUCUUACAGUCAAAUAAAGAAAUGAUUUUGAAAUUAGCCAAGCUAGCGUUUGAACAGUUGAAGAAGGAAAACAUUGUGUUCUAUGAGGAAGAUCUGGAAGAAUGUGGUAUUGAUGUGAGUGAAGACACAGAGUUCACAGGAAUGAUCGCUGAGAUCUUCAAGAAGGAGGAUGGACUUCAUGAAGAAAAAAUCUUCUGCUUUGUGCAUCUGAGUGUUCAAGAGUUCCUCGCUGCAGUGCAUGUGUUCCUCUGCUACCUGAACAAGAACAUGCAGGAGCUUCAGUUUUUCUUUGAGAUGCCAAAAGAAAACAUCACCCUGCAGGAGCUUCUAGAGAAGGCUGUUGAUAAAGCCAUGAAGAGUGAGAGAGGACAUCUGGACCUGUUCCUGCGGUUUCUGAUGGGAAAUUCACUGGGAUCCAGUCAAACCCUGCUCAAAGGCCUGAUCCCACACACUGAAGACACCACAGAGAGCAUCACAAAAACAACUGAACACAUUAAACAAAAACUAUCCUGGUACAUCUCAGAUGAAGCUUCAGUCAACCUGUUUUACUGCUUACUUGAGCUCAAGGAUCAUUCAUUAUAUGAGGAAAUCCAGAGAUACAUCAGUUCAGAAGAACAUCCAGGAAGAGAACUCUCUUCUUCAAUGUGCACAGUGCUGACCUACAUACUGCUGAUGUCAGAGAAGGUGCUGGAUGAGUUCAACCCAAAGAGGUUCACGUCAUCACAGAUAGACUACAAGAAACUCGUUCCAGCUGUGAAAUGCUGCAGAAAAGUCUUAUUUGAUGGCUGUAGUCUUAAUGAAACAUGCUGUGAAACAGUAUCUUCAGUUCUACAAUCAUCAAACUCCUAUCUGAGAGAGUUGAACCUGAGCAGCAAUCACCUGAAGGAUUCAGGAGUGAAGCUGCUUUCUGAUGGACUGAAGAGUUCAGACUGUAAACUGAACAUUCUGAGGCUAUGUGGGUGCAAUCUGACUGGUCAGUCCUGUGAAAGUUUGUCUUCAGCUCUACAGUCAUCAAAGUCUGUCCUGAAAGAGCUGGACCUGAGUAACAAUGACCUGCAGGAUUCUGGAGUGAAUCUUCUUUCUGAUGGACUGAAGAGUUCAAACUGUCAGCUGCAGAUACUGAGCCUUACUCACUGUAGACUCACUGUUCAGUCUUGUGAGAGUUUUUCAUCAGUUCUACAAUCCUCAAACUGUGUCCUGAGAGAACUGGACCUGAGUAACAAUGACCUGCAGGAUUCUGGAGUGAAGCUUCUUUCUGAUGGACUGAAGAGAAACUGUAAGCUGGAGAUUUUGAGGUUGUCUGGCUGUAUGGUGACAGAGGAAGGCUGUGGUUAUGUGUCUUCAGCUCUGAAUUCAAACCCCUCACACCUGAGAGAGCUGGAUCUGAGCUACAAUCACCCAGGAGACUCAGGAGUGAAGCUGCUCACUGAUACACUCAACCAUCCAAACUACAGACUGGACAAACUCAAUGUGGAUCAUGGAGGAGAGUUCAGGAUUACAGCAGGACUGCACAAAUAUUCCCAUCGGAUCACUCUGGAUCUGAACACAGUGAAUAAACUCCUCCGUCUGUCUGAGAGGAACACAGUGAUUACUGUCACUCACACACCACAGUCGUAUCCUGAUCAUCCAGACAGAUUUGAUGGUGUGUAUAAUCAUCAGGUGUUGUGUAGAGAGAGUGUGUGUGAUCGACGCUGUUACUGGGAGAUUGAGUGGAGAGGACGUGGUGUGUUUAUAUCAGUGUCAUAUAAGAGCAUCAGCAGGAAGGGAACAGGUAAAGAGUGUGUGUUUGGAUAUAAUGAUCAGUCCUGGAGUUUGUUCUGCUUUCCCUCCAGAUACUCAUUCAGACACAAUAACAUACAGACUGAUCUCACUGUAAAGUCCAUCAUCAGCAGAACAGUGAAUGAGGAGAAUCACUAUAGAGUAGGAGUGUAUGUGGAUCACAGUGCAGGAACUCUGUCCUUCUACAGCGUCUCUGGAGACACAAUGAUCCUCAUCCACACAGUCCAGACCACAUUCACUCAACCGCUCUAUCCUGGGAUUGGCUUUCGUUUUUAUUAUCCUGGAUCAUCAGUGAAACUGUUGUAGAGUCUCUUCAUGACAUUAACACUGAAAUAUCAGGACACAAUAAAUGUGUGUUAAUGACUCAAAGUCACAUGAUGAAGUAAAUGUUGAAAUAUUGUAAUAAAUGUUGAACUCAGUGUUCAUGUAUAUUGUGUCAUGUGGUGUCGUUAUGAGGAGCAGGAGUGACACUUACAGAUUUAGAUCCACUAACCCACUGAAAAAUAACAUCAACAAUCAAUUCAUCAAUUUAAUCAUUCACACACAAAUGGACAUUUUUACACGCAUCAAUAAAUAUACACAUUUAAAACUGUUUAUUUGAUUCAUGUUUUAAACGUAUAUUAAUAAAUCAUUUUAAAUCUCUUUUUAAAAAGCAUUGGCUUUCACCUCAAUCAGCUUUCACCUCAGUGUGAAGAGCCAAUCCUCUGUCACUGUGAAUGUAACACGCGCUGUCAUUGGACAGUGAGAACAACUAUUCAUUCAUUAAAUAUGAGAGUUGAGACACUCUGACUGAAAGAGUCUCAAACCGUCUACUUCUCUACUAUACAGCAGGCGAGAGAAUAAGUGUGUCAGAAACCUCAGUGAUCAUAAAAGAGUAGCGAGAAUUACCCGAGUGACGUACUGAUUCUCGCCAGAUUGUGACGUGUUGAGAUGCAGCAGGACUGUGAACACGUGAUUGUUGAUCAAUAAGUUUGAAUAAAGCGUUGUUUCAUGUGUU
This is a messenger RNA of Megalobrama amblycephala (Wuchang bream), 4420 nucleotides long. Its product is annotated as NACHT, LRR and PYD domains-containing protein 12-like. The transcript is spliced from 11 exons. Gene Ontology annotation, molecular function: protein binding. Lineage: Eukaryota; Metazoa; Chordata; Actinopteri; Cypriniformes; Xenocyprididae. The record is from RefSeq and is a predicted model, not a curated record. Bases 439 to 3729 code for a protein of 1096 amino acids.